UUACCGGUCCUCCUGAAUCUUCCGACGUCCUUGGUCUGGGGAAGACUCCGACCACACCACCUGAUGUGGUCCCGCAUCCGAAUCUCGGGUAUCCUAACAAGAGACUCUACGCUGCUAUUCCCGGUGGAACUGCCUGUACCGCUGGAACCGUCACCUUGAGCAUCAAGUGAGCUCUAAACCUCGCCAUGGUUUGUCUGACUGACCGUCACAGGGUCUGUAUCUGUCUCCACUUGGGAGUCCUCACUCAAGCAUCAAAAGACAACAUUGUCGCCGCCGUUGAAGCAUCAGCCAAUGCCCAAGUGGUCGGACAAUUGACCACAGCCGUGGGAGCCUACGCCGCACCAUUUGCGAGCCAGAACGCCAUCGUCGCCUUGUUGGAGCAGCAGGCACUUGCAAACGUUGGCGGUAUGAAGAGCAACUGCAACUACCCAACUGGCUCCACGCCCGACUCCUGUACUGAUUGUCAUUCGAGCUGCCCCGAUGGUCAAUACGUCUGCGGAAACGCCUGCAUCUCCGACAACGAUGGUUGUAGCUCUGGCCAAGCCGUGCCCCCGAAGAAGCGAGAUUUCCUUUCGGUGAUCACAACACCCAGAUGCCCAUCUAUGCUGACAGCUUGCGCGGUACCCGCUAGUUCGUUCUUCACAGGACGCAACUUUGAAUGUCUCGACGUCAUGUCAGACAUUGAGUCCUGUGGAGCUUGCACUUUCCCAUUACCUGGCGAAAAGUCAGGCAUCGACUGUACGAGCAUCCCGCAUACCCUCGGCGUCAAAUGCCACCUCGGUAAAUGCGUCAUCGAUUCAUGUCAACAAGGCUUUGAACUCUCCACCGAUGGCGCAAAGUGCGUUCCUGGUAACAAGAGAAUCUUGAAGGAGAAGAGAAGGACAGCCAAGAACGCCAUCAAGUCGAGGCAGGUCAAAACUGCGGACUUGAGAGGUAGAAGAUGAGGGUUGGAGCAGGCAGGGCAGGGCAGGCAGGGCUCCAAGGAUAGGACAUUGGGCCAUUUCUGAGCUCUCUUAUUAGUUGUCGUGAAAGACUGGUUUUGUGCUCGCUUGUUACCCGGCAUUUUCUAUCGUCAGCACCUUUUACGACCUUUCCCAUGAUG
Messenger RNA from Kockovaella imperatae, 1102 nucleotides. RefSeq lists its product as hypothetical. Lineage: Eukaryota; Fungi; Basidiomycota; Tremellomycetes; Tremellales; Cuniculitremaceae. Bases 186 to 944 code for a protein of 252 amino acids. The record is from RefSeq and is a predicted model, not a curated record. The transcript has 4 exons.